Molecule: messenger RNA, 6551 nt
Organism: Pelobates cultripes (western spadefoot toad)
Lineage: Eukaryota; Metazoa; Chordata; Amphibia; Anura; Pelobatidae
Source: the annotation of a GenBank genome assembly
GGGAGGCAUUUGUGUUAGACACCAGUCCAUCCCUCUGACCUGCCAGAGACGUCGAAAGCAAAUGAAGAGUUCUAAGGAAGGACCAGACUAGCUGACUGAAUCCAGUCUGCACGGUAAAGAGAUGAGCUGAGGAUGAAAGAGCAGGAAUCUUCGCUGGUGCGACUGUCCUCUAGCAGAGAAACACUUCUCUCACUUUCACGCUGUUGUUUUCUCCCCAAUUUAACAACUAAACUAAAAAAUGUCAGGAAGACAACCCCAUUUCUAUGGCAACCUAACAGUGUUUUUGCUUUCUGCCAAAGCCAAUUGCAUUCUAAUUUUUAAACUCAUCGGGCUGCUGAACCUGCUAAAUGUGACUGUUUCAUGUCCAUUAAAAUGCUCUUGCAUUCAAGAGACUGGCUUUAUGCAAUGCCAUUUCCUUCAGGGCAUCCCAAAGGAUAUCCCUCACUGGGUACAAAACCUGUCAGUCAAUGGCAGUAAUAUCACCACACUCCAAGCUGCAACCUUCAGGAGUAAUGGAACUCAACUGAGCAACCUAACCACUCUUGUUUUAACUAAUAACAAGAUUCGGACCAUAGAAUCUUUGGCUUUUCAUGAGUUGCCUAACCUUAUUACCUUGGACCUAAGUUACAAUGUCUUACACCAUAUAUCUAACAACGCAUUUGUGGGACUGACUCAUCUGAAAGUUUUAAGACUAAACCAAGCCUUCUGGGGAGCAGACACAAAAUUAACAAAUAUGCGAUGGCUGAAAAACGUGAAAAGUUUAAGAACCUUGGAGAUAUUUGGCAAUGGUCUACAGUCAUUCCCAAGCGGACUUUUGGAAAUUGAGAACCUACAAUUUCUAAACAUUGGAAAUAAUUCCAUUAAAAUGUUUGACAAAAUGACAGUUUUAUGGUUUAAACGCUUGAACAUAUGGGUUUAUUUAAGUCCAAAUCCUUUAGUAUGUGAUUGUAAGUUAAGUGAAAUGAUUUCAUGGCUCCGGAACACAACCCAGGUUUUGGAUGCUCAGAAUCUCCUCUGUUUUGCUCCCGAAAACUUAAAUGGGACACGUGUCAACAAUCUCGAGCUAGAUAGCUUCAAGUGUCUCAAUGAAAACCUGGAGACAGCAUCAUAUGUGUUUUUUGGAAUAGUGCUAGCUUUGAUAGGGUUAAUCUUUCUCAUGGUCCUGUAUCUGAAUAGACGGGGCAUAAAAAAAUGGCUGAACAAUUUCAGGGAGGCCUGCAGGGACCAGAUGGAGGGUUAUCAUUACCGCUAUGAACAAGACACAGACCCCAGAAGGUCGAAUGCUGCAACUGGAAUUUAGAUUAACUGGAACAUUAGCCAUAAACUAAACCAAUACCUUUAAAAAACAGACCCCCCCACUUUUUUGGGGAUUGUUUAAGAGUUCACUUUCAAUGUAAGCUGGACAACAAAUAAGGGGAUGUUCUGGACAUAUGGGUGUGUUUGUAGAGACUGAUAUACCCCUUUCACAUCCAACUUUUUUUUCCUGGUGAGUAUAGAAAAGCAGGUUUAUUAGCUUUCAGAAAUGAUUGCAAAGCUCUGGACACAUAGUGUCACACGAGUACCGGAUAUACUGUAGGGGAUAUAAUGUAAAAAUAUUGCUGGGUAAAUCAACCAUCAUUAAACUUUUCUUUCAGGCGUCCAUGGUACUAGAAUGGUGAAAAAAAUAUAUUUGUUAUCAUCCAAUUCACUUACAAAAGCUCAGAAAUGGGAGUAAAAUCUGAUUCCUAUAGAAAUCAGUCAUUUUUAUUGUAAGGUCUGUAUUGCUCAUCAUUAUGGCAUUUAAAGGGUUAAAUGAAGUUAGAGUGCUGGUGUGUCUGUCCUCUGGCAGAGAAACACUUCUGUCACGUUAACACUGUUGUUUUCUCCCAAAUUUAACAACAAAACCAAAUAAAUGCCAGGAAGACACCCUUAUUUCUAUGGCAACCUAACAGUGCUUUUUCCCCCUGUCUCUUUACGACUAUUUCAUAUUUAGUGUAUCCACUCCUGUGUAUUUAACGUAUAAUAGAUUGAUCGUGUCAUCUGUACACUAACAAAGAUGAUUUAACUCUACGAGUGCCUGUUAAAAAGUAGGUGUUCUUGUGUGAUUGAAAGUGUAGUGCAUUCAAGAUGUGCAUUAACCCGAUGAUAGCACGGUCUGUAAGUUUGCCUUUUUUAAAAUAUACAUCAACAACGUGAUAGAAAGCAAAUGAACGCAAGAACUUUGUAUGGGUUUAAAUGGCAAAUGGAGAAUCAUUAACACAAUGAGGAUUCCCUAGUGCCGAGAAAAGAUGAGCUCCAUUUUUGAUCAGGUGAGAAGGUUGCUUAAAAGAGAUUUUUUUUUUUAAAUGAUCAAAAGAUACGUACCACAUCUGUAAAAUAUGAGACAAAGGAAAAGCAGAGCGACAAAAAAGUCAAAUUUUGUAAAAUAAUUUUUACUAUCAAUCACAUAAAGGACAUGGACAUAUUAGGAGAAUAAUGGCAUUAACUUAUAUUUAAUGACAUAUAAAUUUGGUGAUCAAAUCAGAAUAAAAGAAAAAGUGUUCAGAUGAGCUUUCUAUAAUUAAGGAAAUUUUAAAAGUAAAGCAAUCGCCAUGGAAAUCAAUGAACUGUUUAUAUCGAUGGCUCCAUUUCAAAACUUGGUCCCAAUAUGACUGUUCAAAGUGUCAGAUGUAUGUAUGGCUCAAAAUGAAAUGACAAGCAUGAGCUGAUCUGGGCUAAACGUCCAACUGACAGUGCUAUUCAGGUAUAAUGUGCUGCUAGGAAUGGAAUAGGACAGCAGACAUCCAGUGCCGUCAGGCACAUGACAGACACCCCACUAAGGUGAAUGCAGGAAGAUAACCCCAAAUUUGUUGGUACUGACCCAGAAAAUCCAUGUACAUUGUUCCCCAAGCAGGCAUCUCAUCCCAAGUAUGUCCUACUCAACAAAACAUUCUCAUUUCAUUACAAACUCACACCGUAAAAUAAAUAAAUACAGAAAUUAAUAAAUAUAAAGAGUUUUAUUUAACUUGCAUUUUCCCAUCAUUUAUUUUGUUUUGUUACCUAUCUCUGAGCUGGAAGAUUAAUCCCUGAAAACAGACUCCAAGUAAACAGAGUUCAGAGCGUUCAGUGUGACUGGUUUCAGAUCUGGAUUUGCAAAGCUGUUUUCUCAGAAUCCGUCAAAUUUCUUAUUAGCAACAAAAAAACAGUGAGGAAGUGUAAGAAAAAAAUAGCUUCGGGUGCUUUUCACAUGAGCAGUGCUUAAUCAUAGGCUGUGACACCAAAAGGAAAGCUCCUAAACAGAUGGUUUAAAUUACGUUUCCGAAUUAUGAGCAUGUGGUGUGCAGCCUUAGCGUAAUCUGUGACAUAAAGUGACAGAAAAUGAUCAGAAUGGGUUCCACGGAAAACAGCAACAGGCUUUAAGGGCUUGUUACAUUGUAUAAUAAAUACAAUCACAGAGUUUGGAAGUAAAGAAUAAUGAAUAACGUGAGGACAGAACCGAUAUAUAUAUAAGAUCCACGCCAUGUGGGGUCUUUAUUAAAAAAACAGAUUGUAAAACAAUAUUUUGUUGCAGUUUAUUGUGAUAUCUUUUUUACUAACACAAUUUUGGAAUUGGUGGAAAUCUCCUUUUAUUACAUCUAAAACAAAUGCAAUUCUUUCGAUUUAGUAAGUCUGCAGUUCCUCAGUUCUUUUUGUCAAAAAGAAAAUGGUAAUUAAAAAACGAGUUUUACAACAUGCUAUAAUACACCAUUCUGCAACCGUCCAUCAGUUAUCAUCAAACUACCAUAGACUUUAACUUUUGGAGACAAGGAAUCUAUUCCAGGAAUAGCAGAUCCACAGGUAUACACAUAUUGUAUGUAUGAGAUAGGAAUAACCGCUACAGUAAAUACAAUUUAGCUUUUAUAGAUCACACAUCCCAACUGACUCCAACAAUACUUGCAGUGGAACACAUUCUAGAUUGUAGUAAGAUCACUCUGACAUUCUACAGUUAAGAAUAUAUAUAACUCUAUAUGGAUAUUAUCUUCCAAAGGUAUUCCAGAAACAUUUAAGGUGUUUAGGAAAAAAAGAAGUAAGGUUACAGUUGUUUGUGUCUGGUUUUAUUUGCAAAUUUGCCUAGAUUUAAAAAUGGCUUCUAGGGGCAGGCAAAGAUAUAGUAAUUAGAAUAAUAAUAAUAAUAAUGAUAGAAUAGACUGCAUCCAAAGUAUGAACAGCUAAUUAAAAUAAUAAUUAUAAUAAUAUUUCAACUUCCGUAAGGACUAAGCAGAAUAUAAAAGGAAGGUGUAAAAUUCUCAUCAUAAAAUCUGCCUUAUCUACAGCAGCAGUUAUCCACACGAGUCGGCCAGUUUCGGUUCUGUCUAGAGAUCUUUCAAUGGAACAGAGUCUCCAGGUCAUGGUGGAAGAGCGACUCUGGCAGAAUGGAGCUUUCUGUAAGUAAGGAAGACCCAGUAAAAGUAGGAAUUUAGGAGGAGAUAAUAGUUUAACGAUAGAUAUAUAAAACCUGGAAAGCGAUACUGUUUAGCGAGUCUCUACCUCUUCCACCUGAGUGAAGAAUAUUCCAUCCGUCAUUAUUAGUAUUAUUAUUACUGACAUUAAUAAAGCACCAACAAAUGCGGUAGUGCUGUACAAUUGGGGGAAAAGACAAUACAAUAAACACAGAAUAAUAAAAAGUAAAGAGGGCUGUGCUUGUGAGCUGAAAUCUAGCUAUUGAAACUCUUGAAGCUACAAUCUGGUCCCACCUUCCUACCUCUGUAAGGCCAUUCUUAGCCUUGAUCCACCAGUCUUCUAUGUCAGGAAAUGAAGUGUUCAAUGUUUAGUGCCUAACAAGGCCUCGAUUUAUUAAAGGAACACUACAGCAUUACAAAUAUGUAUUCCUAACACUAUAGAGACCUAGCCACCAUUUAUGUGACCGGGUCACUGCUCCAAGGGUUGAAAAUUGUAGUUAACUCAUCUUAACUCAUCUUUCUUCUCUCUUUGAUCAUCAAGAUCGAUAAUUUCAGCCAAUCCAAUGCUUUCCAAGAGGAAAGCACUGGGAGUAUAGUGUGCAUGCUCGGUCUUGCACUCUUUCAGACCAUCUGACAAAAAUAGCAGAAUUUGACCCUGCUAUUUUAUGGAAGUCCCUCUAGUGGCCUUUAUAUUGACAGAGGCAGGUAAACCCUGCAAAGAAAACAUGACCCUUCCAGCAGAACGGCAAAUGUUUUCAACUGUAAGGUAAAAAGGCACUUUGCACCGAGACCACUUCAUUGCGAUGAUGUGGUCUGGGUGUCUGUAGUGUACAAUGAUUCAGAACUGUCAGAAAACAUUUUCAAUUGAUUUAUCUACAAAGAUUCCCAUAGAUGUUAAUGGUGAUGUGUCAAGAAAUGCUUUGGAACGUUUUACAAACAGUAUUGAAUCAAUUGGAAAGCUUUUUAAAUCGAGGCCAUAGCUUUGUUUUAUCCUCUACAUCUUAUAGACGUAUGACUCGGUUCCGAAAUGUUUAUAUUUCUUAUGUUUGUUUUAAUAAAUAAACUCCUCGUUGUGUUAAUUAUGGUGCUCUGAAAUUCUGUCAGUAGGUGGCUUGUAUGUAUUACCGAGCAGCGCUAUGCCAGCCAUCCUAGUUCUACGUAUCCAAUAUAACAAAGUCAUAGAAGAACAUGCUAGGGAUGGGUAAACAUUUCCUCAUGAGAAACAAAAAUGACUUUGUGAUAAAUAAUAAUUUGUUAUAGAAUUGUGUCAUUCUAAACACUGGAAGACAGCAUUAACAAGAAGAAGAAAAAUAAUGGAAAAAAAAUGAUGUGUAUUAUUUAUUGUGUUCGGAUAAUUGGCCAUGAUUUCCAUGGUAACUCAGUCCAGCUGGACUUGUCUGUACUGAAAGCCUUUCAAGGUCGAGAUAUAUAAAGUACUAUGUUUCAUAGCACAAUAAUGAAAAAUAAUAAUAAUAACAACAAGCUCAUAACUGGAAUCAGUUAGCAUUUGUUAGACUCGCUUUCCAUGGGUUAGUGAAUGCGCAUAACCUUGUUUAACAGCAGCAUGAAAUGGCAAAGCUUCUGAAAUAUCUACUAUUUAUAUGAACUAUUUUACAGGUAUUUAUAACGUUCAGAAGUUUUUGAUUGAAAUAAAUGUGUAAUUAUUUUAUUUCUCAUCCUUCGCAAAUUUAAAUAAUGGAUAUCUGCCAUGUGUAUAUGUAGAAAUAUAAUAGAAUUUUAGCAUAUUUAUUAUAAAUUCUAAAACUGAUUAUUAAGAAAAUACAAUAUUUUAACAAUUGUCAAGGAAGUAAACUAAAAUGAACAAAGUGUGUACCUCUUGCCAGCUGUAUGCACGUCUCGCUCAUUUACUAGUGAAGCCCAUUUAGUACCCUGUAACAGGACUCCUAGCUUGAAAGCCAUAUCUUCAUAUACAGUGCCUCGAGUAACAGGACUUAGAAUGUAAGCUCUUAUGGGCAUGCGCUCAAUUUGCUUUAAAAAGCUAUCUGUGUACAGUACAUGUCCUCUCUCAUACUCUGUGUAUUCUAUUGUAUCGCUAUAAAAUAUAUGUAUUGUAUGUCUCAUACAUUAGGUUUCAUUGUAGGGCUUAAAGGUUGUUUAAGAAACCUGGGCCCAAUAAAGAUUCAAGGAACCUCA